UCAGGAUUACGGGCGUGGAGACAGGGCGGAGACCGUGGUGUUUUAUUAAAAUUCAUUAGAUCUCUUUUCACUGUUGGACCUGUGUGGAUGCCGUGGUAUCAGCGGACGCGUUGGCGGUGCCGGGCAAACUGUCUCGGACAGGUUUUGCCGUACUGUUGACUUGAGGUAGGCUGUGUUUCGCGAACAUUGUAGUCGAUGGCGCAGAUAAAGAUGUGUGAAACCCCGCUGCACUACCACAGCUGCUUGGAUGUGACUGAACAGUUCGACUCGUUUUUGUGUCAAGGUGGAGUUCUCGUUACUGAUGUGUUUCUCGUGGCUGACCUCAUGUGGAUCGCCGGACAGAGAAAGGCUAUCGGUGAAGAAAUCGAAAGGACCACCAUGCUGCCAGGAUAAAUUGUGACGCGGAGGGACAAAGCUGCAAUACGAUGGCCGAAAAUGAGAAUAAUCUAAAAACAGCCAGGUUAUGGAGAGACGCUGCUUUACGCUCAAGGAAACUGAGGAGCAAUUUACGUCAGCUCACUCUUAGCACGAAGAACAGUCAGAAAAUAACAUUACCAGAAGACAUCAAAGAGAUUGAAGUCCUUAAUCUAGGUAAUAAUUCUCUCCAGGAGCUUCCUGAGGGACUCGGUUCAACCCUAACAAAGCUUCGAGUCCUUAUCCUUCGUAGGAAUAAGUUUGCAACCGUGCCCUAUCCAGUAUUUGAGCUUAGUCAGUUAGUUGAACUAGAUAUUAGUCAUAACUGUCUGAGCCAUUUCUCAGAGGAUAUCGAUCUUUUGAAAGGGCUUAAAAAGCUCUGCAUUAGCCACAACAAGAUCCAGUACCUUCCAUCUCAGAUUGGAACACUGCAGUGCUUGGAGGAACUUGACAUAAGCUUCAAUGAGCUUCAUGAUCUGCCCAGAACCUUCUCGCAGCUCAGAAAGCUUAGAACACUCGAUGUAGAUCACAACAAGCUUCAACAUUUCCCACCAGAGAUUCUCGCUCUCACUGAUCUGGAGGAGCUUGAUUGUUCUGGGAAUAAACUAGAAGGCCUUCCAGGUAAUAUAAUGAUGCUCCAGUCCAUCAAAAUUUUGUGGCUCAGUAGUACUCACAUCUCUUCAUUGCCAGAGACAUUCUGUGAUCUGAAAAACCUGGAGAGUUUAAUGCUUGAUAACAAUUUCCUCAAGGCUCUGCCCCAGUCAUUUGGAAAAAUGCAAAAGCUGAAAAUGCUUAAUCUUUCAUCCAACUCUUUUGAAGAUUUUCCUCAGGUUAUCCUCAAGAUCGCUAGUUUGGAGGAACUGUAUUUGAGCAGAAAUAGAUUGUCUUUUCUUCCAGAAGAAGUAGGCCAACUGUCUAGCCUUGCAAAUUUGUGGCUGGACAAUAAUAGAAUAACAUUUCUCCCAGACUCAAUUGUUGAUCUGGAGAAACUGGAGGAGCUGGUUUUACAGGGUAACCAAAUUGCCAUACUUCCAGACAAUUUUGGAAAGCUUGCCAAAGUCACCAUUUGGAAAGUUAAGGACAAUCCUCUUAUACAACCUCCAUAUGAGGUCUGCAUGAAGGGGAUCCCAUAUAUAGCUGCGUAUCAGAAGGAGCUUGCUCACUCGCAGUCUGCUGUCAAACCAAGACUAAAGCUUGUUUUGAUGGGGCAAAAAAAUGCAGGGAAAACUAAGCUCAGGCAAAGCAUCGUAAGCAAACCAUUGGAUGCUAAAGCGUUAAGUGGAGGUAGAGGGAUAGAUCUGACAAACUGGGUAGCAGAUGCUCACCGCAGUCUUACUUUCAUUGUGUAUGAUUUAUCAGGGAAGCAGAAUUAUGAUCUCAUCAAACCAUUUUUUCUUUCACCUGGAGCGCUUUACGUCUUGGUGGUGAAUUUAAGAUCAUACACAUGUAAGACAUUUUACUCCAGUGUGGGGUAUUUUCUCCACCUGCUGGGUGCCAAGGUGCCUCACGCAGUGGUGUGCAUUGUAGGCACCCACACUGAUCUGUGUGAGGAGAUGGAGCUGGAGGAGAAGUGCUUGGAUAUCCACAGGCAGAUCUCCCUGCAGGAGAAAAGAGACAUCAACUGUUUGCAGACACUGGUCAUGCAGGUUGACCAAGCACUGGAACAGGGCUAUGACAUCAGGGCAUGUAGCCCUCAUGUGGUCUUUUAUGGUGUCUCGGACAAGAACCUGAGACGUAAAAAAGCCCAGCUUCAGUACAUGCUCAACAACCGGCUGCAGAUUUUGUCCCCAGUACUUUGUGUCAGCUGUGUGGAGACGCAGAAGAAUAUCCAGCGCUUGAAAGAGAAACUCAUGUCUGUUGCAGAUCACCGUGAGAUCUUCCCUAACCUUCACAGAGUGCUGCCAAAGUCAUGGCAGAUGUUGGAAGAGCUUCACUUUAAGCCGCAGGGCCUGUGGCUCUCGUGGUGGGACUCGGCCCGACUGGGUCUGCAGGCAGGCCUAACAGAGGACCGUUUGCAAAGUGCUCUCUCGUAUCUACACGAGAGCGGUAAAUUGCUGUACUUUGAAGAUAGUGUCACACUAAAGGAAUAUGUCUUCCACAAUCUUCCAUGCUUCAUUGCCAUCUUGAAUGUCUUCUUUCAAAGGGACCUCCCUGCAAUGCUGGAAAAGCUCCAUUCUGAAGGAGAUGGAGGUGAGGGUACUGCAGCCUCCCAGAUGCAGCAGCACGUAGAAGGCUUCCUGCUGCACGGCCUCCUGCCGUCCAAUAUCAUCCGCCUACUCCUCAGACCGCUCGUGCAGACGCAGCAGGAUUUGCACCUUAUCAUGGAGCUGCUGGAGAAGAUGGGGGUUUGCUACUGUGUCAACAAACCCCGCAGCAAGCCAAUGAAUGGGGCCACUAUGUUAUACAAGUUCCCCAGCCUGGUCAGUGAUGAGGAUCCCCACACUGAGCCCUGGCUCAAUGGCAGCUCACUGAUCCCUGGUCAGUUCUUCUCUGUGGAACAACUGCAGAUUGAGUACAACUUUCCUUUCCUCAUCCCUCCUGGACUCUUUGCACGGUACAGUGUGCAGAUCAACAGCCAUGUAGUACAACGCUCUGAUGGAAGGCAUUACAUCUUUGCUUACCGGGGUAAAGUGCCUGUGACAGUGAGUUAUAGGCCCUCACGGAAUAGACUGCAGCCUGAGGUCCUUGCCAUUUCUAGCCAUGCAUCUUUGCCAAAUAUCUGGACAGCUUGGCAAGCCAUUACCCCCCUGGUGGAGGAGUUGAAUGUUCUUCUGCAGGAAUGGCCUGGUCUCCAUUACUCUGUACAUAUUCUGUGUUCCAAGUGCCUGAAGAGGGGGUCACCUAACCCACAUUCCUUUCCAGGUGAGCUUUUAAGCCAAUCCCGGCCUGAGGGAUUCACCGAGAUCGUUUGCCCAAAGAAUGGCUCGGAGCGUGUUAGCGUGGCUCUGGUCUACCCCCCCUCUCCCACACUGGUCAGCCCAAGCCACAGAUGACUUUCCCUCCCCACUCCCUGAAAUGGACUGCAAAUGAACCCCACCCCCCCACCCCACCCCCCGACACACACACACACACACAGCUGCACUUUUGUCUCUGUUGUAUCACAAACACACACCCCAGGCAAAGCCACAUAAGUAUGUGCACACGGGCUCUGCUCCCACUUCCUCGGGUGCUCAGAACAUGACUGCUUGAAAGGACGUGUGCAGCAGGUCUGUGCCGAGCUGAUUGGGAAUGCACUCUGAGCCACAUGCCCCAGUGCAAAAGGAUUCCACACACACGUUUGGCUUUGGCUGCUAACUGCCCGCAAGUAGUCUUUGAGACUGUGGAACUGAAAUUGUGGGCACACUGGGAUGGCUGCCGGAGAAGCUUGUUCUGCCCCAUCAUCACAGACCCACAUGGAAUUGUCUGCUGUCUUAAUCAGAACAUGGAAUAACUGCAUCUCAGCCACAGUACAUAACCCGACCAAACUGGGAAGGAUCUGGGAAAUGUUUUGUACAGGCCCUGUUCAAAUAUAAUUGCAUCUUCCAGGUUGUGAACAGAUAGGCAAAUGUACCUUGUGAAGGGAGAGGUCACUUGUGCCCUAUUGAAGUGAAUGGGAUGGCAGAAGGAAUGGCGUCAUUUAGAAUGGACUGGAUCGGAGAGAGUUCAGUUGCUGCUUUAAGUGACUCUAUGCUUCAGAUGAUUUGACUCUGCAGUUUCUAAUAAGUAUAUGUACAUUGAGUCUGCUCUCCAUCAUGGAGUUACAAAAGAUCAAGUUCCAUCAGAAUCAAAACAGCAGGCCAAUGACACAGGUUCCAGCUGGUGCAGAAUUCAGACAAGAAAUUAUUAUUAUUUUUUUUAAAGUCUUGCACAGUUUUCAUGUAUCCUCUUUAAAAUUACCUACAUGCAAAUUAUUUUUGUCCAGAAAAUGUCAGUACAGUUCAGUUUGAGGUGUUGGUUUAUGUGUCAGGCUGGCAUCCUCCAUCUGCUCAAUCAUCUUACUGUACGUUCUUGACAUCUCACAGUGAUGUUGGAUGAACCUGAAUAUGACCCUGAACACUGAAACCUAUAGGUCCAAAACCCUGCCUUCAACAGGUUCAGUCACUCUAGAGGAUCUCCUCACCCAUAACUAACUGCAGAAUUUUCUUCACAGGAACACUGAAAAUUUUAGAAAUUAAAUAAGAUGGAUGCUAAAACAACUGUGCAAGACUUUUAAACAGUUUAUUUCCCGCACUCAAAAUGGCAUUAGAAAAAAAACACCUUACCACACCUUGCAUUCAUAAAUACAAUCCCAAUACGCAGAGAAUAUAUAUUAAAUGUUUUCUUCAGGCUUCUAUUCUUACAUCUGUGCUUAGUUUACACAAGAAUACAGUGGUCUUUCAUAAUCAUGGACACUAAUUUAUUUAUUUUUUUUGUAAUCGGUCAUUUUUGGAUUAUAAUCAGCAAAUUAUUUGUAAAAUUGCCAGGGAAAAGAAGGGAAACUGUUACUAAGGGUUGAUAAAAAUCAACUAGCAUGCAUUUUCAUUGUUCUUCCCAGUAAGGACAAAUGGUAUAAUAUGUAUAUUGUUUAUGAAGAGUUGAUACAAUUUUGUACAUAAUAUUUUUAUUUUUGUAAGUUGAUAUGUUAUCACAACUCGUUUAGCAUUAUUUAAUGCACACGGUGCAUAGCUGCUGCGCUCAAUGUUAAAAUGUGCAAACACUUUCUAAGUUAUGAACAGGUUAAUCAGUCUUGUUAGCUGUGAGAAACACCAAAUACAAAUAUUGGUUUCCAUGAGUGUUACUGAUAUUUUAUCUUUCAGUGGGCUACAUUGGUGGGGGGUGGUCUGGUAAUAUUAAAAGUAAAAUAUUGCAUCAGUAUUACUCCUAGGAUGUAGAACAUUAUUAUUAUUAUAGCUGCCUACAGCUUCCACUAUGCAGGAAGUGGCCUGACCUCUUGGGCUUCUGGAAUGAAUACACUGUCUUUAGCCUUGGAGUGACUUAAUUCUGAAACAAGCCUAACUUAAGAGAAGUAGCGUAGAUGCAUGUUGAUCAGUGUGUGCAGUGCCACCCGGUGGACUGACUGUUGAAGUGGGCCUACACCUUGUACUGAUAUGUAAUGAAUAUUGCCAAAGCAAACAGUAUGAAGCAGUACUGGAAUAUUCUUUUUUUAAACAUUCAGUACAAUGCAAUAUUGCAGCCAAAAAUACAAAAUCAAUACAAAAAUAAAAUAAAAGGGCAAAGUAACCAAGGGAUGCAAAAUACUGUCUUCCAUAAAUAGCUACCAAGAGUUAUAUAAAUGAUACAUAAGACUUUUUAUUUUAGUUUGACCAACAAAAAAGAAUAGAAAUCAUACUAUUCAAUAUACUUCAUUUAGUUCUGGUGUACACUUGAGGCUCUCCAAACACUUAACAUUUUCCAAAAAUUAAAUAAUGUAGUUAAAUGUUAAAUCUGUGAGCUUACAGGUCACACUGACCAGCUCAACACAGACGUUACACCAUGUCACUUACUCCUAUACAGUUAGAAGCAAAAAAAAAAAAAAACCCCUCCCAUUUCAAAUUAGGUUUAUUAGCUAAAUUUACAAGCGUUCAGAUGUUUCCAAUAAACCAAUCAAACGAGUAAACGAGCAAUUUAAAUAUCUCUACUAAUGUUAGAAGUGUUUUCUCCACAUUCAACACAAAAUGCUGCUUUUAAUGAUUAUUACAGUGGUAGUUUGCUGUUAUAACCUGUUGCAAAUAUGAUACAUAGCCAGACACUAGCUAUGGGCAGCGUUCCUGAGGAAUCUGAUCCCACUCCUCAUGGGCAAUGGCCUCCAGUUCACUGUUAUUCUUGGGUUUGUGUCCUGCAACACUCUUCUUCAAAUCCCAAAGAGUUCUAUGAGGUUCAAGUCAGACAA
Molecule: messenger RNA, 6262 nt
Organism: Electrophorus electricus (electric eel)
Lineage: Eukaryota; Metazoa; Chordata; Actinopteri; Gymnotiformes; Gymnotidae
Gene: mfhas1
Product: multifunctional ROCO family signaling regulator 1
Cellular component (GO): cytoplasm
Molecular function (GO): protein binding
Source: RefSeq, a predicted model, not a curated record